GAGGUAGGUACAAGAGAAAGAAAAAGGAGUGAGAAAUGGAGAACUUCCCCGUUAUCAACUUGGAGAAUCUCAAUGGCGAGGAGAGGAAGGCUAUCCUCGAGAAAAUUAAAGAUGCUUGCGAGAACUGGGGAUUUUUUGAGUUGGUGAAUCAUGGAAUACCCCAUGAACUUUUGGAUACAGUGGAAAGGUUAACAAAAGAGCAUUAUAAAAAAUGCAUGGAGCAGAGGUUCAAAGAGGUAGUGGCAUGCAAAGGCUUAGAGGGUGUCCAAGCAGAAGUUAAGGACAUGGACUGGGAGAGCACCUUCUUCUUGCGCCAUCUCCCAGAGUCCAAUAUCUCUGAAAUCCCUGAUCUCAGUGAAGAGUACAGGUGGGCAAUGAAGGAAUUUGCAGAGAGAUUAGAGAAACUUGCAGAGGAGCUGCUAGACAUGUUAUGUGAAAAUCUUGGAUUAGAGAAAGGAUACCUCAAGAAAGCCUUUUGUGGAUCGCAGGGUCCAAGUUUUGGCACAAAGGUUGCAAACUACCCUGCGUGCCCGAAACCAGAGCUGGUGAAGGGUCUUCGUGCCCAUACGGAUGCGGGUGGGAUUAUCCUUCUCUUGCAAGAUGACAAGGUCUGUGGCCUGCAGCUUCUCAAAGAUGGCCACUGGGUGGAUGUGCCCCCAAUGCGCCAUUCCAUUGUUGUUAACCUUGGUGACCAGCUUGAGGUAAUUACCAAUGGGAAAUACAAGAGUGUGGAGCAUCGUGUGAUUGCUCAAACUGAUGGGACAAGAAUGUCCGUAGCCUCAUUCUACAACCCUGGUAGUGAUGCUGUUAUCUACCCUGCACCAGCAUUGUUGGAGGGAAAGGCAGAGGAGAUAGACCGAGUAUACCCAAAAUUUGUGUUUGAGGAUUACAUGAAGCUCUAUGCUACGCUGAAGUUCCAAGCAAAGGAGCCAAGAUUUCAAGCAAUCAAGGCAGUGAACUCAUACUAG
Molecule: messenger RNA, 968 nt
Organism: Gastrolobium bilobum
Lineage: Eukaryota; Viridiplantae; Streptophyta; Magnoliopsida; Fabales; Fabaceae
Product: 1-aminocyclopropane-1-carboxylate oxidase-like
Exons: 4
Coding region: 36-968 (310 amino acids)
Source: RefSeq, a predicted model, not a curated record